This is a messenger RNA of Phlebotomus papatasi, 564 nucleotides long. Its product is annotated as transcription initiation factor TFIID subunit 10-like. Gene Ontology annotation, molecular function: RNA polymerase II general transcription initiation factor activity; promoter-specific chromatin binding. Gene Ontology annotation, biological process: transcription initiation at RNA polymerase II promoter. Gene Ontology annotation, cellular component: nucleus; SAGA complex; transcription factor TFIID complex. Bases 95 to 508 code for a protein of 137 amino acids. Lineage: Eukaryota; Metazoa; Arthropoda; Insecta; Diptera; Psychodidae. The transcript is spliced from 3 exons. The record is from RefSeq and is a predicted model, not a curated record.
GUUUCAUUUCUCCACUUCAGAUGACAAAUUGUUUUUGUUUACUUCGCACUUUGGCUGUUUUCUGAUCAAAAAUCUAGAAAAAUUCACUAAGAAAAUGAUUGGGGAUAAUUUUGGGAUCCACAGAGGUGGUGUUCGCAAUACAGCAGUUGCCAAUGAAGAGCGAUCUGGGCAGGUUUUAAGUGAUUUCCUUGUGCAAUUGGAAGAUUACACUCCUACGAUUCCCGAUGCUGUGACCUCUUACUAUCUCAAUUCUUCGGGUUUUGAUACAUCCGAUCCGAGGAUCAUUCGUCUGAUAUCUAUUGCUGUGCAGAAGUUUAUUGCUGAUGUUGCCAAUGAUGCUCUGCAGCACUGCAAAACUCGAUCAAGUAACACUUCGAGUGGGAGUCACGCAUCCUCCAAGAACCAAAAAGGCUCCAAAGAUCGCAAAUACAAUCUGACAACGGAAGAUUUGGCUCCUGCUCUCAAUGAUUACGGAAUUACUGUCCGGAAGGCGCAUUAUUUUGUGUAAUCCUUUGAAUUAUAUAAUUUUCUUCAUAUGUUCUGAAUAAAGGUUUGCAAGUCAUA